CUUGAGGCCGAUUCUCUUCUGCAAAUGCGAUCCAAGAUGCUCAUGUGAGCUUAUCGAUCAAAUCCGAGCAGAACGAGAUGUUGAUCAGUGUUUGUGAUGGCCGAGAAAAUGGAACGACAAAUCGCUAUGAGUAAUCUAAGUGCAGGCAAUUUGAAUGUUAGUCAUGCUAAUGCUGCACAAGUAGAUCAGAAUAACUCCUUGUCUGAUGAUCUGCUAGCUGCUUCUAUAAACUCCUACAAUGGAAGAAAAGGUGGCAAUGUGAAGGCGAAAUGCACUUUCUGCAGUAUGACUGGGCAUACCAUAGACAAGUGCUACAAGAAGCACUGCUAUCCGCGGUGGUGGAUACCGGGAUUCAAGUCCAAAGGGAAACAACAAGGUAGCAGUGCACUUACAGGAGAUCUGGGAAUAUCCUCAGAGCAAUUGCAGAAAAUCAUCUCUAUUUUGCAGCCUCAGAAUAAUGCCUCUCUAAGUCCGGGAACCAGUGCUGCAGUUUCCCUAAUUCCCAGCUUCAAAGAGAUGCGUUCUGAUGACAAAGGCAAGUAUCAUACAAAUCUUAUUAAUUCUCUCUCCAUAUGUCAGUCCUCUUGGAUUCUUGACUCAGGUGCAACAAAUCACAUUGUGUGUUCCAUGGACUUCUUUGUUGAUCACUACAAAGCCACUGGAGUCAAUGUUAAUCUGCCAACCGGACAAAUCAUUGAGGUUGAACACAUAGGAAACGUGAGACUGAUGGAAAAUCUGUGGCUAAAAGAGGCAUUGUACAUCCCCACGUUCAAGUUCAACAUUAUCUCGGUCAGUAAACUCAUACAAGACACCAACUGUAAACUGACUUUUGUGCCUGGAUUGUGUUUGAUUCAGGAGAGACAUGGGGUGCUGACUGGUAUAGCUAGAGAAGACAAAGGUUUAUACCUUCAAUGAAGUCUCCAAGGCUACCAGAGAAGCAAGUUGUGUCACAAUGCACUGGAGGCAAUCUUUGGCACUAAAGAUUAGGCCAUUUUCCCUUAAACAAACUGCACUUGUUGAAAGAUAUUACUGUUUCUGUUAAU
Molecule: messenger RNA, 1043 nt
Organism: Ipomoea nil (Japanese morning glory)
Lineage: Eukaryota; Viridiplantae; Streptophyta; Magnoliopsida; Solanales; Convolvulaceae
Exons: 2
Coding region: 97-915 (272 amino acids)
Source: RefSeq, a predicted model, not a curated record